AUGAUGGGGAUGGGCAUGAGCGGCGUUCUCGCCUUCCUGUGCUGCUACAUCUUUCGCCUGGUGGACGUCAACGAGAAACUGGAUCUCAAGUUCUGGUUUCAGCGCAUUCUCCCGAUCGGACUGCUCAUGGCCAUCACCUUGUGGACCGGCAACGAGGUUUACUUGCACCUGACCGUGGCGUUCAUUCAGGCUGGGGACAUCACCCCCUUCAGUGGAAUGCCCUGUGCUAAGACGUGUGCUGCAGUACACAUGGGCGAGGGCUUUCCGAGCUCAGCACGUACCGUUACGCACGCGCACAGGCACUCGCACAUAGGUGCCGCAACACCACUGGGUCCCCUUACCACCAUGAAACCGAAAUGGCCAUAUGUCUGCGGUGUCUCUUGCUGUCGAUACCUGCGGUACUUUGAUCCCCUGAAACCCCCGCAAUCGUCAGUGAUGCUCAAGGCGUUCAACCCCGUGAUCACGAUGGUCUGUCUAAUCGCGGCUGGGCUGGAAAGCCCUACUCGCCCCAUGGUGAUUUCGGUCCUGCUAACCGCGUUGGGUACGGCAGCAGCUGCGUACGGCGAGAUGAACAUGAACAUGUACGGUGUGGUGCUGAUGCUGACAUCGGAGACGGCCGAGUCAAUUCGGCUGGUGAUGACGCAGUUUUUGCUCGUGGGUCUCAAUUUUCAUCCCAUCGAGGGGCUUAUGUACCUGGCCUCCACGUGUUGCCUGUGGCUGAUGGUGGGCUGUGUGGUGGUGGAGUUGCCGAGGAUGCAACGGAAGGGCGCGUUGGGAAUCGUGUGGCAAUAUCCCGCAGUGUUCCUCUGCGCGGCGAUCUUGGGCUUUGGCGUCAAUGCGCUGGCGUACGUCGUGAUCAAGUACAUUAAGCAUUCCGUGCCGCGGGGCACCCGCCCAGCAUUCGAUUUCCCCACAGCCAAAUUCCUUCCCGCCAACUUUACACUCAUCCUCACCGAGCCAUUUCCGUCUUCUCUUCUGCACCCGCACUCGUCCUUCUGCUCGCUGCUUCGUUCGACACGUGUUCGAGUUGUUUCACAGCUGGCUUCAAGCCUGACGCUCAAGGUGCUGGCGACCGCGAAGAACACGUUGUUGGUAGUGUGCGGCAUGCUGCUGUUUGUUAUAGCCCCGCGCACCAUCCGCCCGUCCUUCAAUCCGCCAACCCUCCAUCGCCAAGCCCUUCUCCUUCCCGUCCUCCAUGUCCUUCACCUCCGAAAGCCAUUUUUGCCUCCUGGCAAUCACAACAAACUUCUAACUAUUUCGAUGUCCACCUCCCAAACAGGGUUACGGUUACAUCCUGUCGCUGACCGGCUUCCUCUGGUACCAGUGGUUGAAAGUGAGCCAGCUAGCAGCUCCGGAAAUCAAAAACCGAGCCGAGCCGAGUCCAUCAGGUCCUGCAACAGGAACCCUAGCAAGCGCAAGAGUCUGAGCGGCUUUCGCUGA
Volvox carteri f. nagariensis is the source of this 1440-nucleotide messenger RNA. RefSeq lists its product as uncharacterized. The record is from RefSeq and is a predicted model, not a curated record. Gene Ontology annotation, cellular component: Golgi apparatus; trans-Golgi network; endosome. Gene Ontology annotation, molecular function: antiporter activity. The coding region runs from base 1 to 1440 and encodes 479 amino acids. Lineage: Eukaryota; Viridiplantae; Chlorophyta; Chlorophyceae; Chlamydomonadales; Volvocaceae. The transcript is spliced from 7 exons.